Messenger RNA from Dracunculus medinensis (Guinea worm), 642 nucleotides. The record is from the annotation of a GenBank genome assembly. NCBI's taxonomy places the organism in Eukaryota, Metazoa, Nematoda, Chromadorea, Rhabditida, Dracunculidae.
AUGUCAAGUAAAUUUAAGGGACUAAGAGGAGAGAAAGGCGACCCAGGCUACAGAGGUAUACCUGGAAUAAAAGGAGAUCGUGGGAUGCCAGGAAAGACAGGUGAAAAAGGAACAAAGGGUGUGGUUGGUGAGAAAGGCGAUAGAGGUACAGAUGGAAUGCCGGGCACCAAUGGUCUGCCUGGCCCACCUGGCUGGCCAGGCCCAAAAGGUGAAAAAGGCAAUGAUGGCAAACCAGGCUUACCUGGUUUUCCUGGAAAGAAGGGAGAGCCAGGCAUACAUGGAAUACCUGGUCAAACUGGUCUAAUUGGUGAAAGGGGCUUACCUGGCCCGCCUGGACCGAUUGGUCCACCUGGUUACAUUGGCUUGCCAGGCAUCAAAGGUGCAAUGGGAAUUCAGGGCUUACCGGGGUCGAAAGGAGAACCAGGGAAAAACGGGAUGCCAGGAUUACCAGGAUGGUUGGUCGAUGAUAAGGGUUACUGUAUUCUUUCUUUGGGUAGCUGUCCUCCAUCUUUCACUGAAAUAAUCGACUAUCAAGCGCAUGUCGAUAAUUAUAGGUUUGGUGAGUACUCACUGGUGAAAAACGCUGGAUUAGGAUAUCGUGAAGAGCAAUUCGCACUAGAAGUUCAUGCCUGCUGCAAAUAA